This is a messenger RNA of Didymodactylos carnosus, 336 nucleotides long. Lineage: Eukaryota; Metazoa; Rotifera; Eurotatoria; Philodinida; Philodinidae. The record is from the annotation of a GenBank genome assembly.
AUGUGUAUGCCUCACUCUUACUUAUACCAGAUCACCCAGGUCCUUCUAUCCAUUCUUCGAUAUCCAUUCGUUUCAAAUCAUACCAAAAAAAAGAAAGCAAUGAAAGCUGUUUCGAUCAUAGUGAUAUGCCUGAUCGUGGCAAUGCAGCAGCAGGUGGGCUUUGCCGGUCCUGCUGCUGGUGCGACAUGUUGUGCAGGCUGUUGUACUGCGGCAUUGAUGAUUCCCAUUAUGGGUGGAGCUGGUUUUCUUGGAUGUGUACCAUUAUGCAUUGGCACUAUGGGCACUUCGCCUCCGUGUUUAUUCUGCGCUGCUGCAUUUCUCGCACCAACAGCAUGA